Cornus florida is the source of this 381-nucleotide messenger RNA. RefSeq lists its product as uncharacterized. The record is from RefSeq and is a predicted model, not a curated record. NCBI's taxonomy places the organism in Eukaryota, Viridiplantae, Streptophyta, Magnoliopsida, Cornales, Cornaceae. The transcript is spliced from 2 exons. The coding region runs from base 1 to 381 and encodes 126 amino acids.
AUGCUUGGGAAAGAAACCACUCAGGAGAAAAACACUACUCAGCUAAACUCAAUAGCCGUUCCUAAAACAUUGUCUGAGGCAUUAAACAGCAGGGAAUGGAAGCAGGCCAUGAAAGUUGAGAUGGACGCACUGGAAAAGAACAAGACUUGGGAGACGGUCGAAUUACCGAAGGGAAAAAAAACUGUGGGAUGCAAAUGGGUGUUUUCAGUAAAAUUCAAUGCAGAUGGAUCUCUUGAAAGGUACAAGGCAAGGCUAGUAGCAAAAGGAUAUACCCAGACCUUUGGUGUUGAUUAUCAAGAAACUUUUGCCCCAGUGGCAAAAAUGAACACAAUAAGAAUUUUAUUGUCUUUGGCUACUAACUUUGAUUGGACUUUGCAGUAG